Messenger RNA from Phragmites australis (common reed), 864 nucleotides. RefSeq lists its product as uncharacterized. Lineage: Eukaryota; Viridiplantae; Streptophyta; Magnoliopsida; Poales; Poaceae. The coding region runs from base 121 to 636 and encodes 171 amino acids. The transcript has 3 exons. The record is from RefSeq and is a predicted model, not a curated record.
AGCUACUCUUGCAGUUUUUUACACGACUUAGAGUGCAAGGUCUGCCUCCUGCCGCAGCUCUUACACUACCGAACGAGCUAGCUAGCUCCACGAGUUGGCAGAGACGAAACUGCAGGAUCGAUGCAUCAGGGGGAGAUGGAGAGCAGCGGCAAGGAGCAGCAGAUGCAGAUCGUGUGCGUCAGGAGCGCGUCGACCGGCGGCCACGUCGGCGAGGAGGGCGAAUGGGAUCAGUCGUCGCGGUCGGCGCUGUCUCUGUUCAAGGAGAAGGAGGAGGAGAUCGAGCGGAAGAAGCUGGAGGUGCGGGAGAAGGUGUUCUCCAUGCUGGGCCGGGUGGAGGAGGAGACCAAGCGCCUCGCCUUCAUCCGCCAGGAACUGGAAGCGAUGUCCGACCCCACGCGCCGGGAGGUGGAGUCCAUCCGCAAGCGGAUCGACAAGGUAAACAAGCAGCUAAAGCCGCUCGGCAAGAGCUGCCUCAGGAAGGAGAAGGAAUACAAGAUGUGCCUCGAGGCGUACAACGAGAAGAGCAACGAGAAAGCUACGCUGGUCGACAGGCUAAUGGAGCUGGUGGGCCAAAGUGAGAGGCUACGGAUGAAGAAGCUUGAAGAGCUGAACAAGACGAUAGAGUCCCUUUACUAGACCUGACAUGGUCAUCUCAGAGGAGGAUGAGGAAGCUACAGAUCUGGUGCCACCACAACAGGAGCUUCCUACGCGCAAUUGUUGCAAAAUUGGGAUUGGAUUUGUGCGACUUCACAUGUAUCGUCGCGAUCGUAUGUUUGUUACCGAUGAUCAUGAGGUAUUGCAUUAUCAUGGCACGGAAUGGUGGUUCUAUUGCAACGUCACAGUCGAACAAAGUAAUCUUUAUAU